UUAAUUUCCAAUUGUUAGUAAUCUACCAUACAUAUCACACAACACACAAGCUCAAUUAACUUAAUUUCCAAUUGUUACUCUAUACAUAUAUAUGUCACACAAGCUCAACCAACUUAAUUACCAAUGGUUUGGUUACUAUAUAUAUCACACGGUGUAGGGUAUUAGGGUUACGAGUUACAACCUCUCAUCCAGGGAAAACAAUAAGUAAAACAAAUUUGUUUGCAUAAAAAUUGCUUUUGGCGAAAUCUUCCUCCUAAAGAAAAAAUGAGUACAACAAAUAAACGUGAUCAGUUUCCAGGGAAAAUAACCCCAUACGUUGUAACUUGUUGGUUACUAGCAGCUUGUGGAGGCCUCAUGUUUGGUUAUGAUAUUGGCAUUUCAGGUGGAGUGACAGGAAUGGAUGAUUUCUUGAAAGAAUUCUUCCCAAAAGUGUACCAAAGAAAGCAACAUGCUCAUGAAAACAACUACUGUAAAUUUGAUAAUCAGUAUCUUCAGUUAUUCACAUCAUCUUUGUAUUUAUCAGCACUUGUUUCAAGUUUUCUGGCAUCAAAAGUUUGCUCACUUAAAGGUAGAAAGCCUACCAUUUUGAUUUCUGCUGUGUUUUUCUUGGUGGGUUCUGCAUUUAGUGCACUAUCUCAGCGUCUUUGGAUGGUCAUCAUUGGCCGGGUUUUCAUGGGCGUUGGUGUCGGUUUUGGUAAUGAGGCAGUGCCGUUGUUUUUAUCCGAAAUAGCACCAAUGCAACACAGAGGAGCAGUAAACAUUCUCUUCCAACUUCUAGUCACAGUUGGUAUACUUAUUGCUAACCUUGUUAACUUUGCAACCUUAAGAUUACACCCUAUAGGAUGGAGAAUAUCCCUUGGAUUAGCAGUAAUUCCCGCUAUUCUGCUGCUAAUUGGAGGGAUCAUCAUCACUGAAACUCCUACGAGCUUAAUCGAGAGAGACCGGGUUGAUGAAGGCCGGAAAGUGCUAAGGAAAAUAAGGGGGGUCGACGAAGUUGAGGCCGAGCUUGAACAGAUAAGGGAGGCAUGUGAUCAGGCUAAGUUAGUGAAGCACCCUUACAAGGAGUUAAGGAAGAAGCAGAGUGUACCGCCUCUUGUUAUUGGGAUUCUGAUGCAAGUUUUUCAACAAAUGACUGGGAUUAAUGCAGUUAUGUUUUAUGCUCCUAUUUUGUUUCAAACUGUUGGGUUUAAGAGUAAUGGAUCACUUCUUUCUGCUGUGAUUAUUGGCCUUGUUAAUGUGUUUAGUACCUUGGUUUCGGUUUAUGGAGUCGACAAGUUUGGAAGAAGGAUAUUGCUACUUCAAGCUUGUGUUCAAAUGUUUGUUAGUCAGACUGCAAUCGGAAUAAUACUGAUACUGAAGUUAACAGACACCAAUACAUUGCCAAAGGGAGCAGCAGUUCUAGUAGUAAUACUAACAUGCUUGUUUGUGAUGUCCUUUGCUUGGUCAUGGGGGCCUCUAGGGUGGCUUAUACCAAGUGAAACCUUCCCUAUUGAAACCAGAACAGCAGGGUUCGCGUUUGCUGUGAGUUCCAACAUGUUGUUCACCUUCCUAAUUGCUCAAGCCUUUUUAUCAAUGCUUUGUCACAUGAGAGCUUACAUCUUCCUCUUCUUCUCCGGGUGGAUUGUUGUCAUGGGCUUCUUCGUCGUGUUCCUAUUGCCUGAGACUAAAGGUGUCCCAAUCGAUGCUGUUGCUGAUCGAGUUUGGAAGAAGCAUCCUGUGUGGAAGAGAUUCAUGGAUGAAGAUCCUAAGCAAGACAAUGAAGCUUAAAAUAGUUUGAUUCCUUAUGGGAGUUAUGUACAAAUUUUUCACAUUGCAGCUAAAAAUACAUCAUUUUUUUUUCUUGGAAUUGAAAGACUGCUAAAAUUUUGUACUUAAAGUGCCUUUCUUUGUGCUAUGCUGAGCCUAUC
Molecule: messenger RNA, 1907 nt
Organism: Chenopodium quinoa (quinoa)
Lineage: Eukaryota; Viridiplantae; Streptophyta; Magnoliopsida; Caryophyllales; Amaranthaceae
Product: sugar transport protein 8-like
Exons: 4
Coding region: 265-1767 (500 amino acids)
Biological process (GO): monosaccharide transmembrane transport
Cellular component (GO): membrane
Molecular function (GO): monosaccharide transmembrane transporter activity
Source: RefSeq, a predicted model, not a curated record